This is a messenger RNA of Oryzias latipes (Japanese medaka), 2509 nucleotides long. Its product is annotated as otoraplin. Gene Ontology annotation, molecular function: protein binding. Lineage: Eukaryota; Metazoa; Chordata; Actinopteri; Beloniformes; Adrianichthyidae. The record is from RefSeq and is a predicted model, not a curated record. Gene Ontology annotation, biological process: cartilage condensation.
AUUGGUUUGAAAAUAUCUGAUGUGGGGGCUUUGCCCAGCCUGUCCAGACAGAGUUAUUUUGAUGUUUUAAGGCAUAACGGCUUUUUUCAAAGCUUCCGUAUCACACAGUUCAGAGUUCUAUUUUGUGGUCAACAUGAAUUAUUCUUUGGGGAUUCUUCUCUGUGUGGGACUUUUGCACCAAACUGCAUGGGCUGUCUUCAUGGAUAAAUUGGCAGACAAGAAGAUCUGUGGUGAUGCAGAAUGUUCAUACGUUCUUAGCAUGGCCACAGCUUUAGAUGACUUCAUAGCUCCUGACUGUAGGUUCGUCAACAUCAAGAAGGGGCAGAUGGUCUAUGUGUAUUCUAAGCUCAUACCAGCAGAGGGCAGUGGAGUCUUCUGGUCUGGAAGUGUGUACAGCGACCGCUAUGUGGACCAGAUGGGCAGAAUCGGAUAUUUCCCUGCAACAAUUGUUAAGGAGACAAAUAAAUUUGCUGACAACACAAUGUCCAUGCAAACAACUGACAUGGACUUCUAUUGUGAAUAAGGCAAUGCGGACAAAGUGGAACGUCUUUGUUUGAUUAAAAAUGACUUUUUUUUUGAGAGUAGUACAUGCGUCAUUAUACCCUGCAGUUUAGAUUAUAACUUGCCGUAGAUCACUCUAAAACAGCACUAGAGGAUGUCUGCUGCUUCCUUUGCCUGUUAAAAGUGUGAUGUUAGGGUGAUAAUUGCACCAAGUUGUCAUGUUAAAUGUCCAAAGCAAAUUACAAAAGCUUCCAAAGGCUGAUAGAGACAGCAGAGAGCAGAAACUGAGCUACUGCAUGAGGAUGAAGCAUAAUCACUGGCUCACAGGCAGGCUGCUGCACAUUAUGACGGAGAUAAUUAGUGGCAACCAAGACCAGGUACAAUGACAGAAGAAACAGAUAAAAUGACUUUCAAAAUGAAAAGCAAAAGAACUGACAUAUGAUGAGGAAAAUAUUAAAAUAAGAUUAGGAUUUUUAUUUCUUCAAGAUAUGAGGGUUGGCAAAUCCUGUGACCACAAAACUGAGAGAACUCAAAUGUAACAAAGAGUAGAAAUGAAGGCAUGCAAAGUCUAGUUUCUAUUAAAUAUUUUUUUUAUAUUCUUUAAAUGAUACAUAUGUUUUUUUAACCUAUAAACUCCUCAAUUUGAAAUAAAAAGGAUGUAGUUUUCAUUGCAGACACUGAAUUUGGGUGAUUGUCAUUAACAUGAAAAAAAAAACAGAUGCAAGAAUCUGCUUUCUUCACCCCACAGUCAUUUCUCCACAUUUCCCAAUUUUAACAACAUAUACAUUUAAUGAAAAAAAAGCAUCCAUUGCUGCCCAAACAAAAAAUAAAGUAUUAAAAAAAAAAUCUGUCUUCUAUUAUUAAAACAUUUUUCUGGUCAUUGAAAGAACCAUUAUUUAAAAUAUUCUAAUUCUAACAUACAUAAGGAACACUCCUGUAAUAUUGCAGCAAAGAAUUUAUAUUCUUAUCCUUAGUGAUUUGCUUCAGCUUUCAUGUCAGUGCACCUUCUUUUCUAAGUAACAGUUUCAGGAAACAGUGGAAUACCAAUCAAAAUGCAGGAUGCCAGGAAUGGUGGUAGAAACGUAGACAUUUAAAUAUAAAUAAACUUGCACAAGCCAAAAACCCAUAGAGAAAUCAACAAAGGUGACACCAGAACAGAGCAAAUGACCUGAAAAAACCAGAGACUUAAAAAGACCGAUGGUAAUUGACAGAAAUGAAAACAGCUGUGGAUGAUCAACAUGAACCUGGAGUGACUGGUAUAGGUGAAAAACCCAACUACUUUAAUUCUGGACUAUAGAGCGCACCUCUAUAAGAUGCAUCCGCUCUUUCAGAACAGUCCCUUUUAACACGGCAGCAACUUUGCUGAUUAAAAUGGAACAGAACCGGUAUUUAUUUACCUUCCUUUCUCCUGUGUUGGAAACCACAAGUCACUUUAAUUACAAGUUAGUAAUUUGUCGUGCAUGUUCUAUCUGCUAAAGAAAUAAAGGAGCAUAGUUUAUUCUUCUUUGCCUUGAUAUUUCGUCUGUCUUAGUUUUGAUUCCAAUUCGACAGAGCGCCUCCAGGAGUGGAACAAAAAUCCACUUAUAAGCCGCAUGGUUUAAAACCUAGGAAAAAGUAACGGCUUACAGUCCAGAAAAUAGUCAACAAUUUUAAUGCUUUCAUGUCACCGUUUCAAACUCGUGCUUGCACAUGUAUUACAACAAACUCAGAGAUGGCCUUUCUGUUUUUAUAAUCAUUUUCUGAAGUUAAAAUCAAGUUUUAUAGGGCUGCACAGUUUUAUAGGUGUUUCUUUGAAGUAUUUCUGCUUUACACCCAAUAAAAAAACAAAAGUAUUACCUUGAAUUUUAGUUUAUGAUAUUUCGACUGUCUUAUAUGUACCGUUUCCAGCAUAAUCCACUCACUUACUCCCCCCCCCCCCCUCACCCCACAACUACAACUAAUGAUUAAACCGUGUCUGUCAGUCAUUUCAGUCUCUUUGUAAACCCUGAUUAAAGUCUGUUUGUGAUUA